This is a messenger RNA of Babesia bovis T2Bo, 1460 nucleotides long. RefSeq names its product DEAD-box ATP-dependent RNA helicase family protein. Lineage: Eukaryota; Apicomplexa; Aconoidasida; Piroplasmida; Babesiidae. Bases 145 to 1446 code for a protein of 433 amino acids. Gene Ontology annotation, biological process: cytoplasmic stress granule assembly; P-body assembly. The record is from RefSeq and is a predicted model, not a curated record. The transcript has 4 exons. Gene Ontology annotation, molecular function: mRNA binding; ATP binding; RNA helicase activity. Gene Ontology annotation, cellular component: P-body; cytoplasmic stress granule.
GAGACUAUUUAUACUCUUGAAAAAUAUCGUAUUUACUAUUUUCGGUGUUAAAAAUUGCCCAAUUUGUGUAACAACGCCGUUGCCUUUCUCUGAGAGGUCAAUUGGCAUGGUAGUUUUCUUCAUAUCGGUAAUUACUAACUAAAUAUGGUUAAAGAUCGUGAUACUAAGCCUUCUGAUUCGGCAGGUGUAUCAGACCGAUCUGACAAUGGUCGCCGUUCAUCUGGUGACCGUCCAGUGAUUGAUCCAGAGUGGAAGAAGGACAUUUUGGAGAAGAAUGCAGACAAGCGUUAUAAGACUGAGGAUGUAACUAAGACAAGGGGUAGUGAGUUUGAGGACUACUUCCUUAAGCGUGAGCUUUUAAUGGGCAUAUUUGAGAAGGGUUUUGAGAAGCCAUCGCCUAUUCAAGAGGAGAGUAUUCCCGUAGCUCUUGCGGGUCACGACAUAUUAGCUCGUGCUAAAAACGGAACGGGCAAAACGGCUGCUUUUGUAAUCCCUCUUUUGGAGAAGCUGAACACUAGCAAUAACCAUAUCCAGGGAUUGAUAUUGCUGCCUACACGUGAGCUUGCUUUACAGACAUCGGCUGUUGUGAAGGAGUUGGGGAAGUACUUAGAUGUCCAAUGUAUGGUAUCCACUGGUGGUACAUCGUUGCGCAAUGAUAUUGUGCGUCUCUACAAGCCUGUACAUGUUUUAUGUGGUACUCCAGGUCGCAUAUUGGAUUUGACAAACAAGAAUGUUGCUGAUUUAUCUAAAUGCCACGUUGUAAUAUUGGAUGAGGCCGACAAGAUGUUAUCUGCUGAAUUCCAGCCAAUAAUUGAGGCUUUAUUACGAUUUUUACCUACUGAAAAGCAGAUGAUUUUAUAUUCUGCUACGUUUCCAAUGUCAGUUCAGAAGUUCAAGGAGUCUUAUUUACCUAAUGCUCAUGAGAUCAACUUGAUGGAUGAGCUUACUCUUAAGGGAAUAACUCAGUAUUAUGCUUAUGUGGAAGAGCGUCAGAAAAUCCAUUGUUUGAGUACUUUAUUCUCUCGUCUUCAAAUUAACCAGGCUAUUAUAUUUUGCAACAGUGUGAGUCGUGUUGAGCUUCUGGCUAAGAAGAUUACUGAAUUAGGUUUCAGUUGUUUUUACAUUCAUGCUCGUAUGUUACAAGCUCACCGCAAUCGUGUUUUCCAUGACUUCCGCAACGGUGCCUGUCGUUGUUUGGUAUCUUCUGAUUUAUUUACUCGUGGUAUUGACUUUCGUUUUGUGAACGUGGUUAUAAAUUUCGACUUCCCUAAGACUUCUGCGACUUACCUUCAUCGCAUUGGCCGUUCAGGUCGUUUUGGUCAUCUUGGUUUGGCCAUUAAUUUGGUGACACUUGCAGACAAGGAGGCACUUUUCAGGAUUGAGGAGGAGCUGGGUACAGAGAUUAAGGCUACUCCGGCCACUAUAGAUCCUGCACUUUACUGUUGAUUUUCAGACUGUUA